AUCACCCGUCCAAUUAUCGUUCCAGGUGCGUUUCCACACCGUUUUCCAAUUAAUCCGGUCGAUUUUCACAUAGAAAAACGACCGCAAACGCAUUUUACAGCGUGUUUACAUAACGCGCACAGUUUUCAAAUCGAGUGCGCCGUACUUCCGGUGGACUAUGUCUGUCCUUGUCCGAUCGCGUGUAACCGGUCUCUUUCAUUCGUUCGCCGGUCGGUGUGCAAGUUCUCACCUCACUUCUACCUCGUUCGUAAGGAAUCUAAGCGAAAAAAUGGGUCUCCCGAAGGUGUUCUUCGACAUGGCCGCUGACGGCCAGCCCGUCGGUCGCAUCGUUAUGGAGUUGCGUAGCGACGUGGUGCCAAAGACCGCCGAAAACUUCAGGGCUUUGUGCACAGGCGAGAAGGGCUUCGGCUACAAGGGCUCCACCUUCCACCGUGUCAUCCCUAACUUCAUGUGCCAAGGUGGCGACUUCACCAACCACAACGGCACCGGUGGCAAGUCCAUCUAUGGCAACAAGUUCCAGGACGAGAACUUCACCUUGAAGCACACCGGACCCGGUGUGAUGUCGAUGGCCAACGCCGGACCCGACACCAACGGUUCCCAGUUCUUCAUCACUACCGUCAAGACUUCCUGGCUGGACAACAGGCACGUCGUCUUCGGUGCCGUCGUUGAGGGCAUGGACAUCGUGAAAAAGAUUGAGGCUUUGGGAUCUCAGUCCGGAAAGACGUCGAAGAAAAUCACCAUCACCGAUUGUGGUCAAUUGUCUUAAGGAGUUGUCAAAUUAAAAAAAGCAUAACAUAACGUAUAAGUUUACCGGUCGGUACACCCUUGUUUUUGUUCCUUAUUAAAUGUUUAAUAUUUGUGGAUAUUUGUUGCAGUCCGUAUCAUUCCAACUUUUUAGAUUCGGUGUAUCGUACGUUUUCCAAAUAGAAUUUGUCAUUCGGAAAAAAUUCAUGGGCUAUUGUAUGCCGAUAGGUUUAGUAAAGUCUUGCAUUUAUAAUGUUUCUACUUCGUAUCUGCAUCAAAUAAAUAACCAUAACUAA
Aethina tumida (small hive beetle) is the source of this 1040-nucleotide messenger RNA. RefSeq names its product peptidyl-prolyl cis-trans isomerase. Gene Ontology annotation, biological process: protein peptidyl-prolyl isomerization; protein folding. Lineage: Eukaryota; Metazoa; Arthropoda; Insecta; Coleoptera; Nitidulidae. Gene Ontology annotation, molecular function: peptidyl-prolyl cis-trans isomerase activity. The transcript is spliced from 2 exons. The record is from RefSeq and is a predicted model, not a curated record. Gene Ontology annotation, cellular component: intracellular membrane-bounded organelle. The coding region runs from base 158 to 766 and encodes 202 amino acids.